Messenger RNA from Dictyostelium purpureum, 2956 nucleotides. RefSeq lists its product as uncharacterized. Lineage: Eukaryota; Evosea; Eumycetozoa; Dictyosteliales; Dictyosteliaceae. The transcript has 2 exons. The annotation marks the transcript as partial. The record is from RefSeq and is a predicted model, not a curated record.
UAAAAAUGCAAUUGCAAAUAAUGAAAAAAUUGUGGUGGAGCAGAGGGGAUUGGAGCAGCUAUUUCAAGAGAAGGAAAAUGAAGAAAGAGAAAUAGUGUUGACUAUAAUAUCGUUGCUAUUAGAAAAACAAAUGGAUCAAUUAAAGAAAUUUAACUUAAUCAAUAUUUCACUAGGUAGUUACUAUAAUGAAACCAAGCCAAGUAAAGAUGUAUUACGAAUUUUAGCAUCACCGCCCUUUUCAUAUCCAUUGUCACCAGAGUCUUUCGAAAGGGCUAUUAUAAGUGGUAGUUUUGCAGUAUUUAAAGAAUUUAUACAGUUAGCACAUGAAACCAACACGGUCAUUUUAAAUAACCAUAUUAGAAAAUAUUCCAUCGAUUUAGUAUUUUACACGAAAAAUAAAGAUAAAUUAAAAAGAAAAAGAGUUCAUUAUAUAAAUGAUUUAAUAUUGGAGUUUAUUCUAAAUCAACCAGAUUAUUUCAAUAUUGUUCAACAAGAAGAGGUAACCAAAGAUUAUGAACAUGUUAGGAAAAAGACCAAGUUGCAAGAAAGAAACUGUUUAAAUUAUUAUAUUAUAAAUAACAACUUGUUUUAUUUUGAUGAUAAAGAUAUUUCAGAAAUUUUUUCAAUUAAAUCAAAAGAAUUGCAAAUUAGGUUAUUAGAAUUAAAUUAUUUCAAUACAAUCAAUAAAAAUCAUUUAAGAGAAUUAAGGGUCGAAAGUUCAAAAUUUAAUGAAUUAAUAGAAAAGGUUAAAAAUUUUUUAAUUUUUUUCAAAAAUAAUAAUAACAAUAGCAAUAAUAAUAAUAAUAAUAAUAAUAAUAAUAAUAAUAAUAAUAAUUAUAAUCAGUUAAAAGAAUUAUACAGGUUAUAUUCAAAAUAUUCAAUUGUAAUUUUCAAUCAAUUUUUAAAAAAAUAUAAUGAAAUAGAUAUCGAAUUAAUAGAUCAAAAUAAAGAUUAUUUAAAUAUUGUUUUAGAAAAAAUAUUUAAAGGUUUUUCAAUCAAUUAUCUGAAAUCUCUACUGUCAAUAUCCAGUAAAAAUCAAAUGAAGUACCAUGAAAAAAUCAAUAGUUAUAAUGAUUGCAUUUUUUAUCAAGAGAGUAAAAGCAAAUUAAUAUCAAAUAAUACGUGGCUUUUUCAAUUACCCAGUAUUAACAGCAAAUCAUUUUUAAAGAAAUUUAAAGUGGGAAAGGUAAAACAAUUCAUCAAAUACUACACAUCACUAGAGUCUAAAAACGUCAUAAACAAGUCCUUUGAUGAUUCAAUAAUAUAUAAUUUAUUUUUAAAUUUUAAAGAAGAGGAGUAUGGCCAAUUUUGGGAAUUAAUUUCAAGUAAUUGCAAAAGAUUCAAUAACACAUACCCAGAAACUUGGAAUUAUUUAUUAGAUUUCAGUAAGAACAACACCUCAUUUAUAAACCAUGGUUACAUAACAAUAAAAAAUAAGGAGGCAGUGGAUUGGUUAUAUAAUAGCUUGGACUAUUCAGUUGUAAACAGUUAUUUUACCGAGCACCUGCAGUACUUUGAAAAAAACAAUUUGUUAAAUAAGGGUAAAUCAAUGAUAUAUCUUUUCAAAUUUUCAAAUUUAGAAAUAUUAAACUAUGCUAUGCAAGUGUUUGAACAAAGCCCAGAAAUGAAGUUUUCAGAUUUAUUGGACAAUGAUAUACAGUUGGUUAAUCAUUUAUAUGAAAAGAUAUACAGAAAGGCUCUAGAGGAGUAUAGUUGCAAUGGCUUUAAUAAAGAUAGAAAAACAAAACAGUUCAUCGAAAAUUUAAAAACAAAGGAAAAUCGAAUACAGCUAAUAGAAUAUUUAAACUCGAUUCACUUUAGCACAUUUUCAAUAAAUUUUUUUAAAUUGUUUAUAGAAGGCAUUUCUGCAUGGUACCUUUGUAAUAAUGAUAGCAUAGACUUUACAAAUCACUUCAAUAACUGCCCCAGUGACAGCUUAGAAGAAUUAUUUUUUGAAAAAAUGUUUAGUGGCCUUAAUGUAAUAAAGUUUUUGGUUUCAGCAGAUAUAAAUCCCAUCAAGUGUUUCCCACAAGAAGAAUUUUUACACACAAUAAAGCAAUAUUAUAAACCUCAGAAUGACUUUUAUAUAUUUCAAGAUUUUAAAACUUUAAAUGAUGGGUCAUUACCAGAAAUAAUAGAGAAUUAUGUAGAUUUAUUCAAAGGCCAUUCAGAGAACUAUCGCUAUGUAAUCAAUUUAUUGUAUAGUUUUUUAAUACAAUCAAAUAUAGGUAUUGAAAAGAUAAAAUAUAUAUAUAAUCUAAUCAAUAUUCACUACCCAACACUUUUAGAUCACACCUCAUUCCACUCAUUGUUUUACUUAUGCAAAACACCAAUUAUCAAAAAAUAUAUAUUAGAUAUCUCUCAUACAUUUAAUCAAUGCAGUUUUUUUGAAAAUAAGGUUUCACAAAACCCUCUUUUAAAUUUCGCCCAAUAUUUAGAUCCACAAAAAUUUACAAUUCAGUUUUUAUAUGGAGACAAAAAUAAUGAAAAUGGGUUAUCAUUCGAACAAAUGAUAGAAGAAGUAAUUCAAGUAAUAAUAAUAGCACCUUUAAAAAAAGCAUUCAGUUCAAUUAGUGCAGAAGAUGAUCAUAAAGUUUUCUUUUAUUCACUAUCUUUAAAUACCAACUUAAUUUAUUUUUUAGAAAUUAGAAGGGUAGAUUUAUUUUAUAAACAUAUUCAAUUUAUAGUAAGCCUUUUUCAUACAUACAUACCAAUCAAUCACUUACUAAAAGAAAUAACAGAUGAUUCAUUCGAGCCGGAAGAUACAGACUAUCAGAUUAGACCGUUGAUGCAAGGUAUAGAUUAUAAAGCUCUACCCGAUCCAAAUGAUUUAGAAAACCAAGCUAAAUUCAAUAGCAGAGAGCCAUUAUAUUGUUUUUAUUUUAAUCAACAAAUAAUCCAAACUAUAAAAAUUUCGAGAAUACUUGAUAAGAAAAAAUAUAAAAAUAAAUUAUAA